AUGAAAGGAGUAAUCACUUUAUUCAGACAGGACAGGGAAAAAAAAAUGGCGCUAGAAUCGAUAGCUUCUCUCUCCGAUCUCCUCUCGUCUCUUGUCUCGGCGAAACCACCACCGUCUCCGUCGAGUCUGAAACCUAUCGCGCUUCUUCCGUCUUCCGUGUCCGCGAAAUCAUCAUCAUUGCAGUGCUUGGCGAUGACGACGAGGGUUUUAACGGCCGGUAACGAUGACGUCAGCAACCGCGUGGCGUAUCCUUCGCUGGCGAAUGCGAAUCUCGUCUUUUUCAAGUCUGGUUACUACAACGUCGAGGUGGUGCCUAAAGAAGGCGAAUCGGAGGAGCAGCUGGUGAAUGAUUUCAAGAGGUCGUGUUUUAGAGCUGGUGUGUUGCAGGAAUCUCGAAGACGACGGUUCUUUGAGAGCUCUCAGGAGAAGAAGAAGCGUAAGACUAAAGAAGCUGCUAAGAAGUAUCGGAAAAGGAGACCAAUCCCUAAACCAAAGCCACAAUCAACUUCAGAAACUCACAAGAGCAGGAAUGUAUCCAGAGAAGACGAAGAAGACGAUCACUGGGAACUUCCUCCUGAGGAUAUUGAGAUUCCAUAUACCAACCGGUCUUAGAUGUGAACAAUCUUGUAAAGCCACUCUCUUGUCUUGUGUAGGUCUGCACAUUCCUCCUUUUGAUGUUCUUAGCUUUGGUCCUUAGAAAAACUUAACAUUGCGCGGUGUAGGAGUGAAGAUGAAUGAUUUUGGAGUUGUUCCUGUAACGUUGAACUAAAUGCAGAUGAAUCUAUAACUCGA
Messenger RNA from Camelina sativa (false flax), 792 nucleotides. RefSeq lists its product as uncharacterized. NCBI's taxonomy places the organism in Eukaryota, Viridiplantae, Streptophyta, Magnoliopsida, Brassicales, Brassicaceae. Gene Ontology annotation, biological process: translation. Gene Ontology annotation, cellular component: ribosome. The record is from RefSeq and is a predicted model, not a curated record. Gene Ontology annotation, molecular function: structural constituent of ribosome.